Molecule: messenger RNA, 2112 nt
Organism: Monascus purpureus
Lineage: Eukaryota; Fungi; Ascomycota; Eurotiomycetes; Eurotiales; Aspergillaceae
Source: the annotation of a GenBank genome assembly
GUAAAAACAAUAAUCCUCCCCUCCAAUGCUCUCUCACUCCUCCCAUAUCGCCCCCCUCCGUGCAUCCAGGAGCAGGCUUAUAAAUAUCACCUCAUCCAUUCCGCAUUCUCUCCAAUUCGCAUAUCCCCGAAGUAACAUAUACACAAUUUCUACAAACCGACCGAUUACCGGCAGCGCGAGCCGAAAACUGGAUCUCAGACGUCCUUUGGAUACUGGCUCUGUAGGGUCUCGUCUAGCCACUGUUUCAAGGCAUUUCUCAGCUCUAGCGGCAGUUCAGAACAGCAAUAGCAGCGGUGCUACAGACACAAUGCCACCCGUGGAGACUAAGCAAUACGAUUACAUUGUCAUUGGGGGCGGCAGUGGUGGCAGUGGGAGCGCUCGCAGAGCCGCAGGAUGGUAUGGAGCGAAGACAUUGAUCAUCGAAAGGGGAGCUGCUGGAGGGACAUGCGUUAAUGUUGGAUGUGUCCCAAAGAAGAUGACAUGGAACUUUGCGACGAUCAAUGAAACAAUUGAGGUCGGCAGACAUUACGGUUACGAUUUCCCGGAACACGUCAAGUUCGACUAUACACACUUCAAGAAACUCCGUGACUCGGUAGUCAAGCGCCUCAAUGGUGCUUACGAGAGAAACUGGGGCCGGGAGGGAAUUGACCUUGUGCACGGAAAGGCCAGUUUUGUGGAACCAAAGACUAUUGAGGUGGACCUUGCCGAUGGCUCAGGGAAGGUUAGAUACUCGGCUCCUCAUAUCCUGAUUGCUACUGGUGGAAGACCUAUUGUUCCCAAUGUAAAGGGGGCAGAAUACGGUAUUACCAGCGAUGGCUUUUUUAAUGAUAUGGAGGAGCUUCCUCCCAAGUUCGCUGUUGUCGGGGCUGGGUACAUUGCCGUUGAGUUAGCAGGUGUCAUGGCUGCUGUUGGUGUUGAAACACAUAUGUUCCUACGGGGCGAUACGUUCCUGCGGAAAUUCGACCCAAUGAUCCAGAAGACGAUGACGGAACGAUACGAGGCGAGCGGCGUGCACCUUCACAAGCAUUUUGAUGGCUUCAAGGAAGUCCAGCUGUUGCGUGAUGGGAAGGGCAAAGACAAACUGCUCAGACUGAUCAAGAAUGAUGGCACAGAAAUCGAAGUCAAUGAACUGCUGUGGGCUAUUGGCCGGGCACCCGAAGUCGAGGGCUUGAACCUUACCAUCCCCGGUGUCAAGCUGAACCGUGCUGGACAUAUCAUUGCAGAUGAGUACCAGAAUACUUCAGUCAAUGGCAUCUAUGCUCUUGGUGAUGUUACUGGACAUGCAGAACUAACUCCUGUUGCCAUCGCCGCCGGGCGUCAGCUUAGCAGUCGUCUCUUCGGGCCACCUGAACUUAAAUCCGCCAAGAUCUCAUACGAGAACAUCCCAACUGUCGUCUUCUCCCAUCCGGAAGUAGGCACGACCGGCCUCACAGAGCCCGAGGCCCGGGAGCGUUUUGGAAAUGACAAGGUCAAGAUCUAUCGCACCCGGUUCACCGCCAUGUACUACGACCCGCUACCAGCGGAGGAGAAGAAGAAGUUCCCGACUGAGAUGAAAAUCGUUUGCGUUGGGCCGGAGGAGAAAAUUGUCGGUCUCCACAUCUUGGGAUUGGGCGUUGGCGAGAUGCUCCAGGGAUUUGGUGUGGCCAUCAAGAUGGGUGCGACGAAGCAGGAUUUCGACAGCUGCAUUGCUAUUCAUCCUACCAGUGCUGAGGAAUUGGUGACAUUACGUUAGAGGGUCUGCAACGGUCUUCUGAUCUGUUUAUCGAAGACAAUAAUAGUACAUAUGUAGCAUGCGGAGACAUCAUCGAGCGCCGUACGAGAAGGUAUUAAUUAAUUACGCUCUGUAGGCUAAAUCUUCGCCCGGCUGUUCUGCCGUAUCUUCGGAAACUAUCUAGGUGGCCGACUAGCUGCGAAUAGCGGUCUAUCUGAGAUAAAUGGAGCGAAGCAUAACUGUCUACCCAAGCAUUUCGAUUUCCUGGUUCUUCGCUAGAUUCCCUUUCCAGUAUCAUUUCUUUCUUUAUCUUUUAUCUUUUGUUCUCCGUGUUCAGCGCGAGCUCUGGUAGCCAAUUGAGCCAUGAAUAUGUCAAGAUUUAUAUUUUAACUAGAGGUGGG